AUGGCGCCCGGGAUACCCGAUGAACCCAUCCAAGCAACUCCCCCGGUUCUCUUUGAGCAUUUUAAGAAACUCUACUGGUCGACACUCCAAGAUGAAGCCCGAAACAUGAUUGAAUUCCACCGGGAGCUGAUGGGCUUGAGGCAUGAUUUGAGUCACGGGGACCGCCUUGACAGCUCAUACCUCGAUAGCUUCAGGAAAAUCUUCAACAUCUGGUUGGGUGGACAAGCGGACGUUACCGACCCCCCCGAGUUGAACAGCAUAUUUGAUGAAACCAUACGGCGUGCUCAAGAAAACCUUCAGGAGCCCUCGAACGACCGCAGCUACCACGUCUCUCGGUUAAUCCUCCAGUCCCAUGUUGAAGAAGUCGAGGUAAACUCUUUCGGCGACCAUGUGCGUCGAGUCGUCCGCGGCAUUCUCUGUGGCGGAUGCGGCAACCUCAUCCGAUCGGCCGUCUUCUACGAAUGCGAGCAUGGCUGCGAGGCUGGAUCGUGGUAUGAGUUUGUCAAAGGCGAACCCCGUUGGUUUCAAGAUGAGAAGCUGGCCGACGAACCACCGCCGACCGAGGGGAUGCAGACUCAGAAUACUCCAGCAGAUCACCACAACCCACCAUACCGCCUCUGCACGAUCUACUCCCGCAGACAGCGCAUGCGCCUCUCCCGACUGGAGAUGGCGCAGACCCGCAUCAAAAAGGCCCAUGCCAACGAGGGCAAAGCUCAACCCAAGCAACGCUGGCACGAACGGUUUGUGGAAAACACGGUUCGUGCCACUGAAGAUUCCGGAUCCGAACUCCUGAGCUCAGCGCGGCCCGUCGGCUUGAUGGUAAAGUCUCACUUUGCGCCGGCAGGGAACUUCCAUCUCGCCCUCAUGUUUGGACCGCUUGUUUUCGAGUCCGGCGUCAAGGGUAGUAACCACGGCGUCCGCGUAUCCCCCCGCCCACCACCGACCCUCUUCGCCGGCAAAGCCGUCGAGACACAGUCGGAAUGGCCGAGGCAACGACUACCCAUCCUCUUUAAAGACAGGUGCUCGGGACAGCCCAAGCUAGGUUACACAAUAGAUGAAGUUGAUCAGACGCCCCGACCGAUCCUCGCGUGCGUCAAGCGCGUCUACGGGGCGGCAUUCUCGGGGUAUCCGGAGUCGAACGCUGCGUCUCAGCAAGAGGUGAUCCGCUGUCUGGCGCGUGAAGGAGUCGGAUAUGCCAAGAUUCCCCGGUCCAAGAGUGCAGCGGCGCGGCGGAUGGCGCUGGACAAGGCGGCCCAGAGGCUGGUGCAGCAGAUGGAGAAAUGCAUCGGAAGGGAGGUGGACAAGCACCUCGAGCGCUUCGGCCGACGCCUGGUAGACCUCAGGGACAACGUGGACUGGAACUUCAUGAUGAACAACUGCCAACUACUCGUCAACCGCCUUCUCCAGGGCGACAAGGAUUUCGAGUACUCGAUCCCCCUCUUCCCCAGCAGCCUCAUGAGCAGCAGCAAUCGCGAUGACGAGCGCAGCGAAGACGACCAUUACCGGUGGCCCCGUUAUCUCGUCAGCUUCGGCAACCAUAUCGAAGGUUUCGGCCGGAGCCUCUACCAGCCCAACUGCCUGAUCACAAGUUACUGCCAGAGCAUGCCGAUGGUCGAAUACGACGUCCUCGAGUACAUCAGCUGGCGUUCGCAGCAGCAGCAGUCCGAGCCCAAUACGCACACACGCGCACUCGGUGCUCUGUCUCGGCUCCGCCAGGGCGGCGACGACGACACACUCCCCGUCAACCACCUCUGGCUCAUGCCGGGCGACACCCUCUCUCUACUGCAAUUCCACCUCGUACGACAAGCCCAAAAAUACCACGGCCAAGCCGGCGGCGCGUGGAUCGACAACCGGCUCCGCGUGCUCCAGCUCCUCGACAUCUACGGCGCCUUCGCGGGGGCCCUCGGCGUGUCACUAUUCAACCUGCUACAAACAAACCGGGAGCUCCUCGGCCAGGUCACCAUCCCGCACGCGCGCGUGCUGGGCAACAUGCGGGCCGACGAGUCGGUGCGCGUGACGCGGAUGCUGGGCUCGCGCCGCGCCGUCGUGUACGACAUCACCGGCCGGGUCCCGAGCGCCAUGGCGCACGCCGUCGUCCAUAGGAACCGGAGGAGAGAAGAAAGAAAAAAGGGCGAGCCGGUCCACGGCGAGGAGGUCCUCUCGCGCAUCGUCGCAUGGUUCGUGACGCCGCUGUCUCUGGUGAGUCCUAGUGCGGCGGCGGGGCUGGGCGCGCUCUUCCGGCUGCAUCAUGGUUACUGGAUUACGCUGAAUGUGAUGGGGCAUACGUAUGUCCGGCAGUGGUUGUUUAAGAAGGCGGAGAACAUGAGGGAUUUCUGA
This is a messenger RNA of Chaetomium fimeti, 2337 nucleotides long. RefSeq lists its product as uncharacterized. NCBI's taxonomy places the organism in Eukaryota, Fungi, Ascomycota, Sordariomycetes, Sordariales, Chaetomiaceae. The record is from RefSeq and is a predicted model, not a curated record. Bases 1 to 2337 code for a protein of 778 amino acids. The transcript has 6 exons.